AUGAGCGGCCUGUUCGGCACUCCUCCCAAGGGCGCUCCAGAUUCGGAGAGUGAUGACACACUUUUCGACCUCCCGACCGAGGGUGUAACCGGUCCUCCCUCGGUGCACCAGUCGCCGGUGCCCUUCCAAGCUCCCGCCUUGGCGACGGACGGUCCGACGCCGUCAGCCUCCAGCCCGAUACCCCCCAGCCCGUCGCCGCUCGGCGUCAACAAGUCGCCGCUGAGGGAUUCCACCGGCAGCUUCGACAACCCCCUGUUCAACGACGACGGCGAGGGUUCCGGGGCGGUUGAAAUCACAGCCGACGGACCGGGCGCCGACGCCGAUAGCUCCGUGAGCAGCCACGCCAAUCCCUUGUUCGAGGACGACGAGGCCGGGGAUGACGAGGAGAAGAUAUUGCGCGACGCGGACAUCGAGGAGGGCGUGUUCCGCGUGGACUCCCCGCUGACCACCCCCCAGCUCAUCGGCGGCACCCCGCUCCUGGACCUCUCGCAGUACUCGCUAAAAGCAAAGGUCAAAAUCAUGUGCAAGUGCGAGUACCUCAACCCUUCGGGCUCCAUCAAGGACAGGAUCGCCCAGCACAUCAUAGCCCAGGCGGAGGCGAGCGGCGAGUUGAGGCCCGGGAUGACGGUCGUCGCCGCCACGAGCGGCAACACCGGCGCCGCCAUCGCGAUGGCCUCCGCGCAACGCGGGUACAACUACAUCGUCAUCACAAACAAGAAGACGUCCAAGGAGAAGAUCGACGCGAUGAAGGCGUACGGCGGCGAGGUGCAGGUGUCGCCCUCCGGUGUCGCUCCCGACCACCCGGACCACUACCAGAACAUCGAGAACCGCCUCGUCGCCGAGAACCCGGCGACGUACUACGGCGUCGACCAGUACAACAACCCGUACAACACGGAAGCGUACGAGGUCACGCUCGGGCCGGAGAUUUGGCACCAAACCUCGGGGGAGGUGACGCACUUCAUCGCCGGCGGGAGCACCGGCGGUACGGUGAGCGGCACCGGGCGGUACCUCAAGAGCCAGAACCCGCAGGUGCGGGUCGUGAUGGCGGAUCCCCACGGCUCGGUGUUUUGGGACCACAUCGUCAACGGCGUCGCCGCCGACGACGUUAAAGUUUCCAAGAGUUGGGAGAUGGAGGGCGUGGGGAAGGACUCCAUCCCGGGCGCGUUCGACGUGAACGUGAUCGACGGGAUCGUCCGCGGGGACGACGAGGACGCGUUCGCCAUGUGCCGCGAGGUUGCCGCCAACGACGGCUUACUCCUCGGCGGAUCCGCGGGCCUAAACCUCCACGCGGCUCGCGUCCUCUCCGGCGAGGUGGACGACGGCUCCGUCAUCGUCACCGUAUUCCCCGACAACGGCGUCAAGUACCUGUCCAAGAUCUUCAACGACAGCUGGCUCGAGUCCAAGGGUCUG
Messenger RNA from Micromonas commoda, 1410 nucleotides. RefSeq lists its product with no specific name. Gene Ontology annotation, cellular component: cytoplasm. Gene Ontology annotation, molecular function: cysteine synthase activity. The record is from RefSeq and is a predicted model, not a curated record. The annotation marks the transcript as partial. The transcript is spliced from 2 exons. Lineage: Eukaryota; Viridiplantae; Chlorophyta; Mamiellophyceae; Mamiellales; Mamiellaceae.